UAAGCAAACGGUGCUCGGUUGGGUUGUGCUCAAUCAAUCGAAAAGUUUAGAAAUCGAAAAUGAUUUUUGAAAUUUUAAUUCUAAUAUUAUUAGCCAUUUUGGCUUAUUUCUAUAAAGUAUUGCGUCAGCGUUAUAAUUAUUGGCAAACGCUGGGUAUAGCCUGUGAGGAGCCUACAUUUUUACUGGGCAAUAUAACCGGUAUAGGUUCUAAACGUGCUUUCGUUGAGGUAUGGCAGCAAUUUUAUGAUAAAUAUAAAAACACAGGACCAUUUGCUGGAUUUUAUUGGUUUUUCAAACCGGCAGUGUUUGUUUUUGAUCCGGCGCUUUUAAAAUUGAUUUUAAUAAAAGAUUUCUCGAAAUUUGUGGAUCGUGGUUUCUAUGUAAAUGAAGAGGAUGAUCCCUUGUCGGGUAUGCUGUUUAAUUUAGAGGGCAAUAAAUGGCGUCAUAUGCGUAAUAAGCUGUCACCCACCUUUACCUCGGGUAAAAUGAAAACCAUGUUCCCCAUUAUUACCAAUAUCAGUAAAGAAUUUGUACAAGUAUUUGGUAAUGCGGCAAAGGAGAAUGACAUAAUAGAAGUGGGUGAUCUAAUGGCCCGUUUUACCACCGAUGUUAUAGGCAGCUGUGCAUUUGGUUUGGAAAUGAGCAGUUUACGGGAUCCCAAUAACAAGUUCCGCAUGAUGGGCCGUAAAUCUAUAGUAGAACAACGUUAUGGUCGUGUAGGCAUAGCCUUUCGUAAUAGUUUUCCCCAAUUAGCUAGGAAGCUACAUAUGAAGGAUACCCUACAAGAGGUGGAGGACUUUUUCAUGGGUAUUGUUAAGGAAACAGUGCGCUAUCGGGAAGAAAAUAAUGUAAGACGUAAUGAUUUCAUGGACAUGUUAAUCGAUUUGAAAAAUAAUAAAUUAAUGAAAUCGGAAACCGGAGAAGAGUUGACUAAUCUUACUAUGGAGGAAAUAGCUGCUCAGGCUUUUGUGUUUUUGGUGGCCGGUUUCGAGACAUCUUCCACCACCAUGGGUUUUGCUCUUUACGAAUUGGCUCAACAUGAGGAUAUACAACAAAAGGCCCGAGAAGAAGUAAUAACAGUUUUGGAGAAACAUAAUCAAGAAUUUACCUAUGAAGCCAUGAAGGAAAUGGUGUAUAUGGAACAAAUUAUAGCAGAAACUUUACGUUUAUACACCGUUUUGCCUUUGAUAACCCGUUACGCCUCUGAGGAUUACCCAGUACCGGGUCAUCCCAAGUUUAUUAUAAAAAAAGACAUGUUAGUGUUAAUACCGGCCGGCGCUAUACAUCGUGAUGAACGUUAUUAUCCUAAUCCUAAUGUUUUCAAUCCCGAUAAUUUUACUGCCGACAAGGUGGCCCAACGUGAUUCCGUUCUACAUAUGCCUUUUGGUGAUGGUCCUCGCAAUUGUAUUGGUAUGCGUUUUGGCAAAAUGCAGGCAUUAGUGGGUCUAGCGGUACUUUUGAAAAAUUUCAAGUUUACAGUGUGUGAUAAGACGCAAAUACCUAUGAAAUAUGAUAAAAAUAACUUUUUGUGCAGUUCUGAGGGUGGUAUCCAUUUAAGAGUUACUAAACUGUAGAAGUUUAUAAAAUAAUAAAAACAACAAUAAUAAUGACAAG
Lucilia sericata (common green bottle fly) is the source of this 1614-nucleotide messenger RNA. RefSeq names its product cytochrome P450 6a9-like. The transcript has 2 exons. Bases 60 to 1574 code for a protein of 504 amino acids. The record is from RefSeq and is a predicted model, not a curated record. Gene Ontology annotation, molecular function: monooxygenase activity; oxidoreductase activity, acting on paired donors, with incorporation or reduction of molecular oxygen; heme binding. Lineage: Eukaryota; Metazoa; Arthropoda; Insecta; Diptera; Calliphoridae.